AUGCGACAGCAAGCUUGCAAUAAGUUGGCAAUUAGCGCCGGCUAUGAGAAAAAAACUUUUUCUGUAACCGGAGCAAUUUCCGUAGCUGUUUCUUCGUGGACUCUGGUAGCGAUAUCCUGCGAACGCUACUAUGCUAUUUGCCAUCCGCUGAGAAGUCGCACAUGGCAAACACUAAAUCACGCCUAUCGCAUUAUCGGCUUCAUUUGGUUUGGCAGCGUUUUGUGUAUGACGCCUAUAGCGAUAUUUAGCCAAUUGAUGCCAACCAGCCGGCAAGGCCUCCGCAAAUGUCGCGAACAAUGGCCCGCAGACAGUCUCGCCUACGAACGUUCCUACAAUAUUUUUUUAGAUCUCAUUUUACUCGUGCUCCCCCUACUGAUACUCAGCUUUGCGUAUAUAUUGAUUACACGCACCCUGUAUGUGGGUAUGCAGAAUGAACGUGCCAUGAUUUUCGGCAGCGUCGCCUCGUCUGCUGUAGCCGGCGGAGGUGGAAGUGGCGGUGGAAAAUUGGGCAAUGAAGUGGAUGCUUUAACCACAGCACUGGUACCGAAUACAACAACUACAACAAAGCCAGCGAAUAGAUUUCAAUUCAAUGUCUCCUUUCGUGUACGUGGCCGCAGUAGUAUUAGUGUUGGCGGUGAUGAUUACGAGACGACACAAGAGCGCCGACACUCCAUGAAGAAAUCAACAUCCCAAAGUCGGCAGUUACAACAACAGCAGUCACUACAAGAACAGCAAAAGAAAAUUGUAGAGCAACGUCAACACUGUUAUGACGACGUCGUUCCAACGCCAGCAAUGACGACAACGGCGAUAACUCAGAAACGUAAACUACUCACGGCGACAGAUGGGCGGCGUCAUUUGUAUUGCAUGGGGGCCGGUUCGAUAAAAUCACUGAAUCACAAUAAUAAUGACCGCAGUGGAGGACUGGGGGGCAGUAGCAGCAGCGUGUCACCAUCCUCUUCGAUGACUGUGAUUAAUGUGCCGCAACAGCAGCGAUUUAAGUUGUACCAGCAGCGACAUCAAAGCCAACAGCAACUAAAUCAACAUCAGCAGCAACAACAACAACAACAACAACAACUGCAGAUAUACUUGGAACAGGAUAUGGAACGAAGUAAAUCAACAUCGACGCCAAGCCUGCGGUUACACGAUACCGCACUGAGAAGGUCCAACAAGACGAAAAGUCUGGAGAGCAAGAAGCGCGUCAUCAAAAUGCUGUUUGUGCUCGUGCUCGAAUUCUUCAUCUGCUGGACGCCAUUAUAUGUGAUUAAUACGGUAGCGAUGUUCAUUGGGCCGGCCAUCUAUGAAUAUGUGGAUUACACAUCGAUUUCCUUUUUUCAAUUGCUCGCCUACUCCAGCAGCUGUUGCAAUCCAAUAACCUAUUGCUUCAUGAACGCCGGCUUUCGUCGCGCUUUCCUCGACACCUUCAAGGGCAUUCAGCUGAGUGGGGGGUUUUUUCGGCGUAAAAACUCAUCGAACCUCUCGGUGGCGGGAAACUCAAUUAUAAUGGCCAACAGCGGCACCAUGAUGACCACAAACACUGUCCUGGACAGUCCGCGGCUCUGAGGGCAAAAGCGACGCCAGCACGGCAGAAUUCCAAAAUGGCAGCGACAGAUGUCUGAUUCGGUGUAGAUCAGCAUGUUUGGGCGGGCGGGUGCGAGUGGUUGGUAGGGAAGAGCAGUGCUCUUAGUACGUCGUUUUGAUUACAUUCACUAAUUAUAUGUAUUUAUGUGUAAGUGCAGAUAUUUUAAUGAAAUAAUAAUAAAAAUAUUGUUAUGCAAGAAAUAAAAUUUGAUGAAUUUGGCGAGUGCGAGGCUAUGUAAAUAAUUUGUGAAUUUUCCAAAAAUUCAUAAAUCAAAUUAAUAAAAUUACAUACAAGGUGGAAUGAGGUGAGGUGAAUUAUUGAGGUGAAUUAUUGGCCAACAAAUUGGCUCGUAAAAUUAACUAUACAAAUACAAACAAAGUUGUGAUCUAUGUACAUAUAUACACUGGUGGUCACGUAAUUGAGUCACUUUAUCUUUUUUCAAUAACCGCAAUAUU
Molecule: messenger RNA, 2034 nt
Organism: Anastrepha obliqua
Lineage: Eukaryota; Metazoa; Arthropoda; Insecta; Diptera; Tephritidae
Exons: 5
Coding region: 1-1560 (519 amino acids)
Biological process (GO): neuropeptide signaling pathway
Cellular component (GO): membrane
Molecular function (GO): neuropeptide receptor activity
Source: RefSeq, a predicted model, not a curated record